This is a messenger RNA of Schistosoma haematobium, 3377 nucleotides long. It is a transcript of the gene UQCC1, whose product is annotated as Ubiquinol-cytochrome-c reductase complex assembly factor 1. The coding region runs from base 325 to 624 and encodes 99 amino acids. NCBI's taxonomy places the organism in Eukaryota, Metazoa, Platyhelminthes, Trematoda, Strigeidida, Schistosomatidae. The transcript has 2 exons. The record is from RefSeq and is a predicted model, not a curated record. Gene Ontology annotation, cellular component: mitochondrion. Gene Ontology annotation, biological process: mitochondrial respiratory chain complex III assembly.
AGUUUCCAACUUUUCGUUUGUUCUGUUUGCAAAAGUUUUUUGUAACAACACAUUUUACGUAGACACCGUGACUGUGUUUCUCUGCUCUUUUAAUAAGCAGUUGCUGUUUGUUCAAUGCUCAUUUUGUGGUAACAUUUUCCGCGGGAACCGCACUGCGCGCUACUCUCUUUUGUAAAAUAUCAGGUUGGUCAUCCAUUGCGUUAAUUUGCCCCGAUUAAUUUAUGACGACGCAAAAGUUUGCGAGAGAAUAAUGGUGAUGUAGAAUCGACCUGAGAUGCUAAGCAGACUAAUACAUUUUGUGAAGCGACCUGAAACAGAGGUUAUAUGAAGAUGGCAAACAAGCUGAGUAACUGUUAUGCAAAAUUGAUGAGCGGUGACAAUUUUCCUUACCUGCUUGCUUGUUUUGAACCUCACGGAAACAUUUCCGUGAGAUCAGUGAGUAGCACAAAGCUAUUAAGAAAGCUGGAUAUAGACCUCAACCGAUCUAUUAUCAGUGAAAUGAUUUGGGUUAAAUUGGUUACUUCAAGUGGUGUUGGUCAAGACUGUCCGCUUUUCCCAUUUUUAGUUGACUUUGUCAUGGAGAUGACACUUUCAUCCGAAUUUGAAGGGUUCAUCUUCCACUAGGAUAUCCACUUGUUGACUUGAAUACGCAGGUGGUAUAGUUCUAUUUGUUGAAGGAUCUGAACAAAUGCAGUCUCAUGAUCACUUUGAAAAAACAGUGAAAGUAUGUUUGGGACGUGGUUCUCUCCUUCCAAGCGUAAAAUGUCACUUCAGGAUUGGCUUGCGUUGGCUCUUGAAUUAGUGAUAAGGAGUGAAGUUGUUGAUUGCAUUGACAACUUCACUUAUCUUGGGAGUUUGAUCAUUCCUGAUUGUCUGGUGUCUGACGAAAUCUCGUCACGGGUUUAGAAGUGUCAAUUGAUUUUUGGCAACUUGUGGCGCAGGCAAGAUAUCCGUCUUUCAACCAAAGGGGGGGGUUACUGCGCAGCAGUUCUCUCCGUUCUAUUUUAUAGAUGUGAAAUAUGGCUAUUAAGAGUGGGGGAUACUCGUAGUUUGUUAGUAAUCAAUCAUAGGUGUCUACGUAGCGUUGCUCGUAUAUUUUGGGAACACUAAGUAAGCAAUGCACAAUUUAGAGUACUGGGUAAAGAUGACAAGUCGAUUAAUGAAUUAGUAAGUCUUUAUCGACUGAGGUUGUCGGUUCAUGUGUUACGUACGCCCAACCACCGCCUACUUUGUAGAUGACAUUUUCUGGUGGAGUAAGUUAGAAGGAUGCUAGGAGUGGCCAAACCAAGACAUGGCAUCAGUACAUGAAAUCAUUGACACUAGGACUGAGCCACGUUAAUAGAUAUAUAAUACCUGGUUGGAGUCUGCGCGGCUAUUGUAACCGGUGGUUAGAGGCUGAAUAACAUGGAUCGAAUUCGUUUGGAAUGGCAUAGGUGCAUCCAUUCUUUGUCCUCUAAAUUGUGAGAUUAUGAAUUUCUCAUAAUUUUUUUAUUUCACUAUUUUAUAUUUUUUCGAAUCGAAUCUUCGAUGCCUAAUUUUUCUUAUUACCACAGAUACUGUUACUACUAAUAUUCUAGGAUUUGGCCUGACUUUAUCUCUGUUUAAUAGGGUAUAACAAGUUGAAUUUAUCUACCAUUUUCUACGUUUUCACUGCCUGUAGACACUAACUACUAGGUUGGGAUUUGCGCGAUAACAGCGAUCUGUCGCUAAAGUGUUUGUGUGACUGCUCCGAAUUCUUCACAGUGUGGUAGGCACCUUCCACUCUAUUUUUCCCGCGGUCUAGCCUUCGAUCCUUUCUCUAUACAUAAGUUUCCAUUCAAUAUUUGCGUUCUAUAUUCCUUAUGUUCGUCCACUUAUAUCUUCGCGAUCUCCUUUGAUUUCUAUCUCUUCGUGUUAAUGUAGUAUGGCUGUUUGCACCAACGCACUUUUUUCCAGGCACUAUAGUGAUGACUGCUUACUGAUUAUUCCUCUCCAACCCAUCUUUAAGGUGCGCCCGUCCCCUAAUCUUUUCUAUUUUUAUAACUAUAAUUUCAAUAACCGUAAAUAUUAAGAAACCCGGCCAACUAAUCGUUGUCACUGUUCAUAACUCUGAUAUCAUUGCACUAAUCGUCACCUGAGAAUUGUCGUUUCAAGUAGCGACAAAUUUAAUUAAGUUCAAAAAGCUUCUUACUGUCUGUGCAACACGUCUACUUAGAUUUUACGACAUCUGAGAAUUUAGAUUUAAUUAGAAGUAGUUCGCAAAAUGAAUUUUUCGUAUAACUAGUGUAGUCUUGAUUUUCAAUCACUUACGUUUUAAGUUCUAAUCUUAGAAUUUAUAUUAUUUUAAAUUUUGUUCACUGGUCAAAAUACAUUGGAUUAUUGUGCUUAAAGUUUUAUGUUUAAAUAUUGAGCCCAAUUUUUUCCUGUUUUAGCAGUAAAAUCUGGAAAGGCCAUUAUAAAACAACUUUGUCUGACUCCGUUUCACCACUCAGAUUUUGGUUGUGGUAUAGUGCCAUUAAUGCCCUAAAUUCAUUACCAUAUCAGUUAACUAAGUUGGUUUUCGCCAACCUUUUAGAACUGAAAGUUGUCUAAUACAAAGGACAAAAGCUGCGGAUUUUUAAUCUAUGGAGGAACGUUAACCAUGUGUCUGCUCGUUUUUCACAUCCACAUAAACCAAACUUUAUUCAAUCAACAGCACUGACAAAGACAAAAUAUUUCCUUGGAUUAACUGAUAAACUACGAUAUUCAAACAUAAUCCUUCGUAUUUCUGGUGAAAACUUAUUCAUAAUCUGUGCGGAAUACCCCGUAUUUGAGGAUUUUGUGCAACAUCUUAAACUCCCAGACACGUUUCAAACGUGGUUCUCAUUAACCACACUACACAUAUGGAUGUGCUACGUGCGUCUACGCCAAGAAGGACAAGAAGGGUAUCUCAUAAAAAAAUGGAUGGAUAGAGUAUUAUCAGUAUUACCUUUAACUAGUUUUUCUUAGGCUCUUUGGGAAGAUAUGAAACGCAGAGUGUGUGCAUUCAAAAUCUUAACGAAAAGGCAUAAGCAGAUUAAAGUCUUUCGUGGGCAAUACUUUGGCAAUAUGGUCGGAUAUGAUGAAGCUUUACUAUCCUGCUUAGACUCACAUUUAGCUAGUGCGUUGUGGAGUAAUAUAUGGUUCUGUUGUCCAACAACUACCUUUCAAGAAAUCGAGAUAUUGAUUAAGUAUGUCAGGAAACAGUUAGAACACUUGGAAAAAAUUCCGUCAGAUGUUUUUCUUGAACACGGUACUCCAACGUUUUUACCAUUAAUGCAAGAUGAAAUAGAUGUUUCCCUUGCUAAAGAACGUGUGAGAUAUUGUUUAACUUUUCCCGAACAUCUUAAAUAAAUAAAACAUUUUAAAAUAUCUAUUAA